AUGGGUCCAUUUACCUCUACAGAGUCAAACCAAGAGGCAGUGAGGGAGUACUUUCAGGUCAGCGAGGAUCUCGCUGUCAAGGUCUUCGAGCGGUGGCGGGACUUUUGCCAGGAGAUGCCGUGGGACCACAACGGGAACAUCCUGCCGAAAUGGGCCCAGAGGUUACAGAACAGGGCCAAGUUCAACGGCAAGGAGCGGGAUUUUGACCACCACGAAUUCUCCAGACGCUGGACUGCCUUCACUGCCCCAAUGUCCUUUGAAAGAUUCUUAUCAGAUGCUAUUCGUGUGUGGAAGCUUGGUUUCCCGAAUCGGUGGCUGAUCAUUUCCCUGGCAGAGUUGCUUACAAUUAUUUGCAUCUCGCGUCACUCCUUCUGGACAAGCAUAUGGACUACGAUAAUCGUCUUCCUGCUUUUGGUUGACUUAGUGGUCACGGAAAACAUGCACACGACGACUUCCAUAUUUCAACUUAUGGAAGGUGGCCUGCAGUCUAUUUCGGUGCAACAGAAGCCACCGGAAGACACGAUAGUGGGAGAAACCGAGAGUCCCGCACCGGGGAGCAGCCCAGAAAAUGGACUUCACCAGCAAGGCAGUGGAGAAGCAGCCCCUCAGCUACAGGGCAUCAGUGCCGCCGCGUCCAAGCAGAGUCCGAUUGGCAUUAGACAGGCCAUGGACGGCGACGACGGGGAUGAUUGCUGGGGUAUCAUGGACGACGAGGCUGACUGGGAUACGGGUUCUCGCUCGCCCGUACGCCCGGAUACGAACUCUACAGAGAAGGAAGUCUUCAACAGACGCAAGUCACGGAACCCAUACCCCGAAGAGAAGCCGGAUUGA
This is a messenger RNA of Diaporthe citri, 831 nucleotides long. RefSeq lists its product as uncharacterized. The record is from RefSeq and is a predicted model, not a curated record. The coding region runs from base 1 to 831 and encodes 276 amino acids. The transcript has 2 exons. NCBI's taxonomy places the organism in Eukaryota, Fungi, Ascomycota, Sordariomycetes, Diaporthales, Diaporthaceae.